AAGAAAAGGGUAUAGUUGCUCUGCAACAAACGGUGCAAUACCAAUGUCAAUUGUUUCAGUUUAGCUGGCUCACCUAGGUAUUUGAAAGGAUAUCUGCAUGCAUGCUUGUUAACAGCUAUUUCUCUGGCUGUACGGGUGAAUAAAGAAGACUGUCUCUGACACUUACUUAAACAUGGGAUGCAGUUUGUGCACUCUACAGAAGCAAGAAGAGCAGUACAAAUUACUGUAUGAAGUUUGUCAGGUGAACGGAAAGGAUUUAUCCAAAGCAACGCACGAGCAGGCAGUGGAAGCCUUCAAAACAGCGAAGGAGCCCAUCGUGGUACAGGUCCUGAGGAGAACACCACGCACCAAGAUCUUCAGCUCUUCUCAUGAGUCUCAGCUGGUCGACAUGGGCACUCAGACUGAUAUCACCUUUGAACACAUCAUGGCUCUCACCAAGAUAGGAUCCCCUACUUCACCAGUCUCGGUGUUAGAUCCAUACCUCUUACCAGAAGACCAUUCAUCAGUGCAUGAAUUCUACGACCCGAAUGACUAUAUGGGAGGUAUUCAUCAAGAAAUGGACAGAGAGGAGUUGGAAUUAGAGGAGGUGGACUUGCAUCGAGUGAACAGCCAGGACAAGCUCGGCCUUACUGUCUGUUAUAGGACCGAUGACGAAGAUGACAUUGGUAUUUAUGUAAGCGAGAUCGAUCCCAACAGCAUUGCUGCAAAAGAUGGUCGUCUACGAGAGGGAGAUCGCAUUAUUCAAAUUAAUGGCAUAGAAGUACAAAACCGAGAGGAAGCUGUGGCACUCCUCACCAGUGAAGAAAGCAAGAAUGUCUCCUUACUUGUAGCAAGGCCAGAAAUUCAGCUGGAUGAAGGCUGGAUGGAUGAUGACAGAAAUGAUUUUCUGGAUGACUUGCACAUGGACAUGCUAGAGGAACAGCACCACCAAGCAAUGCAAUUUACUGCCAGCAUACUUCAGCAGAAGAAGCACGAUGAAGAUGGAGGUACCACGGACACCGCAACAAUUUUAUCCAACCAACAUGAGAAGGACAGCGGUGUGGGACGCACGGAUGACAGCACUCGCAAUGACGAGAGCUCAGAGCAAGAAAACAACGCCGACGAUCACACGACUUCCUCUAACACUUUAGGGAGCCAGAAGAAGCUGCCAUACAGUCACGACACGCUUGGAAGUGGCGACAUGCCGUUCAGCAACGAAUCGUUUAUCUCGGCUGAUUGCACAGACGCCGAUUUCCUUGGCAUCCCGGUAGAUGAGUGCGAGAGGUUCCGGGAACUACUGGAACUCAAGUGUCAAGUUAAGUCUGGCAACCCCUACAGCCUCUAUUAUCACAACAGUGCCCUGGAUAUAAGCAAAAGCGACCAAGAGAGCGUUGACAGAGAGCUGGAGAUGCUGAAUGAGGAGCUGAGGAACAUCGAGUUGGAGUGCCUGAACAUCGUAAGAGCUCAUAAAAUGCAACAGCUGAAAGAGCAAUACCGAGAGCCCUGGAUGCUCCAUAACAGCGGGUUCCGCAACUACAACACGAGCAUUGACCUGCGCAGACACGAGCUCUCUGACAUUACAGAGCUCCCGGAGAAAUCCGACAAGGAUAGCUCGAGUGCAUAUAACACAGGGGAAAGCUGCCGAAGUACACCGCUCACACUAGAGAUUUCUCCUGAUAAUUCACUGCGCAGAAUUGCAGAAGGAACCGAUUGCCAAGGUAACGAGGGGGCAACUGCAUACAACGCCUCCCAGAAGAAUUUGCUACCUAGCUCGGAAAGUCAUGAAUCCAGCACUGCUAAGUAUCACUCGUCUCCUAAAGAUCCUGACCUUGGCAAGCAGCUGGAAAGCAAGGACAGAAAAAAUAGCGAUGGAAGCAAAAGCCCAACUCACUUUCAAAAACAAGGUGGCUCCUACAUCUCCCCAUAUCAUCACUCUCCAUACAAGCAUGCUCAUAUCCCUGCCCAUGCACAGCACUAUCAGAGCUACAUGCAGCUGAUUCAACAGAAAUCAGCUGUGGAAUAUGCACAGAGCCAAAUGAGCCUGGUCAGCAUGUGCAAAGACUUGAAUUCGUCAAGCCAGAGCGAGCCCAGGAUGGAAUGGAAAGUCAAGAUCAGGAGCGAUGGGACCCGCUACAUUACGAAGAGGCCAGUCAGGGACAGACUGCUGAGAGAGCGUGCCAUCAAGAUUAAGGAAGAGCGCAGUGGUAUGACUACGGAUGAUGAUGCGAUAAGUGAAAUGAAGAUGGGCCGUUACUGGAGCAAGGAGGAACGGAAGCAGCAUUUGGUGAAAGCGAAGGAGCAGAGGCGAAGGCGAGAGUUCAUGAUGCAGAGCAGGUUGGAUUGUUUAAAGGAACAGCAAGGUGCAGAAGAGAAGAAGGAAAUGAAUAUCAUUGAACUGAGCCAUAAAAAAAUGAUGAAGAAAAGAAAUAAAAAGAUAUUUGACAACUGGAUGACAAUCCAAGAACUGUUAACCCAUGGCACAAAGUCACCCGAUGGCACAAAAGUGUACAAUUCCUUCCUGUCAGUGACUACUGUAUAAUCUCCAUUGCUGAAUUAUGUACAUAAAACACUACCAUUGGGGUAGAAUUCACUGCCUCGUUCAAUGUGGCAAGUUUUUUGUAUAUAAGAUACAGUCAUCCACUUUAUAGUUCAAGUACUGAACUCUACAACUCUGGGCGCUGACACUGUUGGAGAGCGGAGAGAAAGCUCACCCGUCUACUUCAAAGGCAAUAUUAACAGACCCUUUUGGAAUACUGAUUGUACGUUUUAUUUUACUUUUUCUUGUUACCAUUUACAUGAAGUGUUUUAAUAUCAGCAAAUGUAUUACCCAUACUUACACAGGUAAUUUGCUUUUAACCUAUAUUCAUAUUAAAAAGUUACACAUGCUUUUCUUUGCCUAAACACAAAAGCAACUGCAAAUAUGUAAUUUUUUUUUUUUGUGAAACCAUAUUUUGUGAUAUUACUUUGCUGUUGUGUCUUUUGGCGCACAGUGCUGUUUAUCAAUAUUUAGCUCAAGGUUUAAGCUCAAAACUAUUGAAUUCCUGAUAGAGUCAGUCUCCUGUAAUAUUUAACAUUUAUCAAAACAGCAGUCUUUUAGAGUUAGGAUCAGCAUUUAAACAUUUUUCUUUGUAAGGUUUCUAAAGGAAGUAUAUCGGUUUCAUCUGAAAGGCCUGAAGCAAAGUACAGUAUACCGCAGCUUUAAAGGAUUUUAAAGCAUGUUUGCAAAUGUUGCGACCUGUUGAAAGAAUGUGCAUGUACAGCCGAUUUGUUUAUAUAAGACAGUUUGUGUAAUUUGAAAAGCCCAUGGUAGUACCUGUUUGCUUUGUAGAUUUGAAUGUACUGAAUUAUAAAAUCAUGAUUAGUUACACAAAAUCAUGAUUAGUUACAAACAUUAACAAGUAAAUUGAAGUAAAAUAAAUUAUUGUUUUAUAUUUCA
Molecule: messenger RNA, 3415 nt
Organism: Gavialis gangeticus (Gharial)
Lineage: Eukaryota; Metazoa; Chordata; Crocodylia; Gavialidae
Gene: PDZRN3
Product: PDZ domain containing ring finger 3
Exons: 8
Coding region: 173-2518 (781 amino acids)
Biological process (GO): neuromuscular junction development; protein ubiquitination
Cellular component (GO): neuromuscular junction
Molecular function (GO): ubiquitin protein ligase activity; protein binding
Source: RefSeq, a predicted model, not a curated record